UUCACAAGUCACAACACAUGUGCGGUGCUGGUGAACUUGUCUAAAAAAUAAAUAAUUUGGGUUUGUUUAUAUUCGCAAUAAAAUCUGUUUGAUUUUAUUUACAUUCAGAUAUAGUAUUUUGUACUUAACUGAUCAGAACAAUGUCUGGGCGUCCGGAGCAUCAAGCCCCACCAGAAAUUUUCUACGGUGAAGAUGAAGCCCGUAAAUACUCUCGAAAUACACGCAUGAUGGAGAUCCAACUUACUAUGUCAGAAAGAGCAGUUGAAUUGCUGUGCUUACCAGAAAACCAGCCUUGUCAUCUACUUGAUUUGGGUUGUGGAUCAGGUCUCAGUGGUGAAACAUUGACCGAACAGGGGCAUAUAUGGACAGGAGUUGAUAUUUCAUCUGCCAUGUUGGGAGUGGCAAAGGAAAGGGAAGUUGAAGGUGAUCUCUUAUUGGGAGACUUGGGUCAAGGUCUACCCUUUCGUGCUGGUGCAUUUGAUGGUGCAAUCAGCAUCUCAGCCUUACAGUGGUUAGAAUUUUUUAAAGUUAGAUAUUUUAAUAAUUAUUGUUUUAUAUUUCAUUUAAUUGACUGCAGGUUGUGUAAUGCAGACCAAAGGUCACAUAAUCCUGCAAAGAGACUGUACAUAUUUUUCUCAUCAUUGUACAGUUGCUUGAGCCGAGGAAGCAGAGCAAUUUUCCAAUUCUACCCUGAAAAUAGUUCUCAAGUGGAGCUCAUCACGUCGCAAGCAAUGAAGGCUGGUUUCACAGGAGGAUUAGUUGUUGACUAUCCCAAUAGUACCAAGGCAAAAAAGUUUUUUCUCUGUCUAAUGACCGGAGGACAACAACCAUUGCCUGCCGCUUUGGGAGUGGAUUCGCGCGAAGAUGCUCCUAAUCAUGUUGCAUUUUCACAGAAAAGGGAUCGGGUUAAACAACUGCGCUCAGGAAAGGCCCCUAAAAAGAGUCGUGACUGGAUUCUAGAGAAGAAAGAACGCAGAAGACGACAAGGAAAGGAAACGAGAGAUGACUCUAAAUUUACUGGUAGAAAGCGACCAUCUCAUGUGUGGUAAAGUGUUUGUAUCUUGUUAAAGAUUCAUGAAUACAGUAACUUCGCGUCA
Daphnia pulicaria is the source of this 1097-nucleotide messenger RNA. Its product is annotated as probable 18S rRNA (guanine-N(7))-methyltransferase. Lineage: Eukaryota; Metazoa; Arthropoda; Branchiopoda; Diplostraca; Daphniidae. Gene Ontology annotation, cellular component: nucleolus. The record is from RefSeq and is a predicted model, not a curated record. Gene Ontology annotation, molecular function: rRNA (guanine) methyltransferase activity. Bases 141 to 1049 code for a protein of 302 amino acids. The transcript is spliced from 6 exons. Gene Ontology annotation, biological process: rRNA (guanine-N7)-methylation.